Pseudo-nitzschia multistriata is the source of this 513-nucleotide messenger RNA. The record is from the annotation of a GenBank genome assembly. NCBI's taxonomy places the organism in Eukaryota, Bacillariophyta, Bacillariophyceae, Bacillariales, Bacillariaceae.
CUCAAACGUGCGUUGACGUUAGGACGGCUUUGCUGGGGAAAAACUCACGAAGACACCGGUAAGUAUCAUAUUACGGACAUUACUGUGACAGACUACUUUCCGAAGAUUUUUGGAAAAUAAUCGGUUGUGUCUCUGUGCUAUUUGUGCUAUACCUUGGCAGUCCUGACAUGGUGUUAUUUUCGUUUCAGGAUGCACAUAUUAUCAACUCGGGAUUGUUUUGAAUGCCAUGGGAGACUUCGAUCUUGGAUUACGGGAAUUGAAAAAAGCGUCGGAAAUCUUCAUAACCAUUCUAGGAAAAGACCACGAGGCAACAGCUCGAACCUAUCACCACAUGGGCGACUCUUGUGCGGGCAAGAACGACACGACUGGAGCUCUGGUGCAAUAUUCAAAAGCAUUUACAAUUCAGGUCUCGCAACUCGGACGACACAAUCCGCAGACGAUUGAAACCUUUCGGAAGUUGGAUCUUCAUAUGAGAAAACAGGAAUACUGAAAGAAUAGAUGACUUUGACUGUC